CCAUCCUAACAUGAAAAAUCGCAUUACUCCUCUCUGUAUCAACCCAAUCAACACCCUAAACCACCCUCCAAAACUACCAAAACCACGUUUUAAUAGGAUUAUUAAGUUUGAGGAAGAAGAGCGCAAAAUGUAUCAGAAAUAUUUUACUGUAUUGAGUAGAACGGUCAACCGCAACGCUCCAAAGUAUAAGGAUCAGAAGCCAAUCAGAUUUAUAAGCCCAAGAAUUACUGCUGGCAAACUUAAUAGACCAAGGCUGUUUAGUGACCCUAGAGGGUUAAGCAAUGAUGCUAGCAAAAGAGAUAAUGUGCACUCAGCAGUCAGAGCCCGCAAAGACUUUUCUAAUGCAAACAGUUUUACACUCAAAAAGGCUCCAAUGUGCAUUAAGCACAAAAAAGAAGAUUUUGUGAGUUUACCAGAUGCUAAUGAAAGAGUUCAAGAGUUAAAGCACGUGCCUCCUGCAAAAGCUCUUUGCAAUCGUCUUAGUUCUCGUGAUAGGGCUCACCAAGAUAGAUUCCAGAUUAAAGUAAACGACCAAAAACCUAGGAGAGCAAAUAUGAGCAUGAUACCUACCAUAGUUCCUCAUAGGAAGGUGUCAGAGGCUAUACAGAGGUGACAUAGUCCAUUCCAGAGACAAAUUGAUGAAAUCACUUUAAAAGUGUCAGACGCGAUUAACAAUAGGAGAGCAUGAAAUUCUCCAUUUGCUUUGAAUGCAACUCUUGGAAGGAUCUUGAGUAUGAAGAAAAAGUCAAAGAUAUCUACUAUUUCAGACUCACUUGCCAGCUCAAGAGUGGGGAGUCCCCGAAAGAUUCACUUAGACAAGCCAAAGUUUAACAGGGAGAAAUUUUUGAGUGGAAAGAUCGAGCACUGUCAGCUAGAGUCUCUCAUAUAA
This is a messenger RNA of Moneuplotes crassus, 889 nucleotides long. Lineage: Eukaryota; Ciliophora; Spirotrichea; Euplotida; Euplotidae. The record is from the annotation of a GenBank genome assembly.